AUGACAGCGGACGCUGUGCGCGAGGCCCUGACCGUCGGCGGCACGGAGCUCUUCAUCCUACGAAAGGAGGACGACGCCCUCUACGCCCUGUCGGAGGGCAAGGUCGAGGGGCUCAUGGCGUACACUCUGAAGAUUGGGAUUCUGAUUGUACGCUUCGGCCGGCCUCGCAUAGCGCAGGUGGUUGUGCCCCAGGUGGAGAAGGCUGUUGCCGGCCUGCGCAAGGCGUAG
Molecule: messenger RNA, 228 nt
Organism: Auxenochlorella protothecoides
Lineage: Eukaryota; Viridiplantae; Chlorophyta; Trebouxiophyceae; Chlorellales; Chlorellaceae
Exons: 1
Coding region: 1-228 (75 amino acids)
Source: RefSeq, a predicted model, not a curated record